AGACUUGAGUUUGAGCUCUCCAGCACCUCAUGCUUUCAUGGAGGUUGCGCCGAUCUCCGCCGCCGUCGUCUUCACCUUCCUUCUCUUCUUCCUCCCCCAUGCCCCGAUCCCAACUCUUUCAGCUGGCUGGUCAGAUGACCGCUCUGCGCUUCUGUCCUUCAAAUCUGGUGUGUCUAGUGACCCCGAAGGAGCUCUCGAUAGCUGGGGUUCAGCAGAUGUGUGCAACUGGACCGGCGUUGCUUGCGACAUGGCGACGAAGCGUGUCGUGAAGUUGAUUCUAAGGGAUCAAAAGCUCUCCGGUGAGGUCUCUCCUGCACUCGGCAACCUCUCCCACCUCAACAUACUCAGUCUCUCGGGAAACCUAUUCACCGGGAGGGUUCCGUCGGAGCUCGGGAACCUCUUUCGCCUCAAUUUACUAGAAAUAUCGGCGAAUUCAUUCGCCGGGGAAGUCCCGCCGGAGCUCGGCGACCUCUCUAGCCUCAAUUUCCUUGACCUCUCUGCAAACUUUUUCACCGGAGAAGUGCCUCCGGAGCUCGGGAAUCUCUCUCGGCUGAAGCAAUUGAGCAUUGGCAAUAACGGUUUGGAGGGGCCGAUUCCGGUCGAGCUCACACACAUUCGGAACCUUAUUUACCUCAACCUCGGCGAAAACAACUUGUCUGGGCACAUCCCGGAGGCCAUCUUUCGCAACUUGUCCAGCUUGCAGUACAUUGACCUCUCCUCAAAUUCACUCGAUGGCAAGAUCCCCAUUCGAGGAGAUUGCCCGCUGCCCGACCUGAUGUUCUUGGUCUUGUGGUCGAACAACCUCGUCGGCGGCAUCCCCCGCUCGAUAUCCAACUCGACUAAGCUCAAAUGGCUGCUGCUGGAGUCCAACUUCCUCACCGGCGAGCUGCCGUCCGACAUGUUCAGCAACAUGAGGGACAUGGAGCUUCUGUACCUUUCAUACAACUACCUAGAGAGUCCAGAGAACAACACGAACCUUGAGCCUUUCUUUGCCUCCCUAGCAAACUGCACCAACUUGAAGGAGCUCGGGAUCGCUGGGAACGGGAUCGCCGGGACGAUCCCGCCGCUUGUCGGUCGCCUCUCACCUGGCGUCAAGCAGCUCUACCUGGAGUACAACAAAAUCUUCGGCCCGAUCCCGGCGAACCUUUCCGACCUCACCAAUCUCACCGCCCUGAACCUGUCACACAACUUCCUCAACGGCUCCAUCCCGCCGGGCAUCGUCGGCAUGCAGCGGCUCGAGCGGGUGUACCUCUCGAAUAACCUGCUCACCGGCGAGGUCCCGCCGUCCCUCGGUGCGAUCCCACGGCUCGGGCUCAUCGACCUCUCGCACAACCGGCUCAACGGCUCCAUCCCGGCCACGCUCUUCAACCUCACGCAGCUGCGCGUGCUCGUGCUGCGUGACAACCGUCUCUCAGGCGUCAUACCUCCGAGCCUUGCCCAAUGCGUGAACCUGCAAGAUUUUGAUCUCUCUCACAAUGCGUUGCAAGGCAAGAUCCCGGCAGACUUGUCCAGACUGAGUGGCUUACUCUACCUGAACCUCAGCGGCAACCUGCUGGAAGGGCCGAUCCCGGCGACCAUUAGCAAGAUGAUGAUGCUGCAAGUGCUCAACUUGUCGUCGAACAGGUUGUCCGGCACGAUCCCGCCGCAGCUCGGCAGCUGCGUCGCGCUCGAGUACCUUAACGUCUCCGGCAACGCGCUGGAGGGCGGCCUGCCAGACACCGUCGUCGCCUUGCCGUUCUUGCAAAUUCUUGACGUGUCGUAUAAUGGCCUGACGGGUGCGCUGCCGUUGUCCUUGGAGACGGCGGCGUCGUUGCGGCGUGUCAACUUCUCCUACAACGGCUUCUCCGGGGAGGUGCCGGGUACCGGUGCCUUCGCGAGCUUCCCGGCGGAUGCAUUCCUCGGUGACACUGGCCUUUGCGGGUCCGUGGCCGGCUUGGCUCGGUGCGGCGGCGCAAGGCAUCGCGUGCUUUGUGACCGGCGCGUGGUGAUCACGGUCGUCGGGUUCACGUUGGCUAUCAUCGGCGUCGUCGCAUGCCGCGCGGCGGCGACAGCGGACGUGAGGCGGGACGCGCGGCGCUCGAUGCUGCUUACUGACGCUGACGAGCCGACGAAGAGGGACCACCCGAGGGUGUCGCACCGGGAGCUCUCCGAGGCGACGCGCGGCUUCGAGCAGUCGAGCCUCAUUGGCGCAGGGCGGUUUGGGCGCGUCUACGAGGGGACGCUCCGCGACGGCACGCGUGUCGCCGUCAAGGUCCUCGACCCGAAGAGCGGCGGCGAGGUCUCCCGGAGCUUCAAGCGGGAGUGCCAGGUGCUGAGGCGGACGCGCCACCGGAACCUGGUGCGCGUGGUCACCGUGUGCAGCCAGCCGGACUUCCACGCGCUCGUGCUCCCGCUGAUGCCCAACGGCAGCCUCGAGAGCCGCCUCUACCCGCACGACGGCCGGCCCGGCCGCGGCCUCAACCUCGCUCAGCUGGUCGCCAUCGCCGGCGACGUCGCCGAGGGGCUCGCCUACCUGCACCACUACGCACCGGUCCGUGUCGUGCACUGCGACCUGAAGCCGAGCAACGUCCUCCUCGACGACGACAUGACGGCCGUCAUCGCAGACUUUGGCAUCGCGCAGCUGCUCAAGGACGUCGGCGACAGUGACUUCGGCUCAGAUGAUCGGUCCAACUCCAUAACCGGAUUGUUAAAAGGUUCAGUCGGCUACAUCGCACCAGAGUACGGAUUGGGAGGUCACCCUUCGACGCAAGGCGACGUGUACAGCUUCGGCGUGAUGCUUCUCCAGUUGAUCACCGGGAAGAGGCCGACCGAUGUCAUCUUCCACGAGGGGCUCACGCUGCACGAUUGGAUCAAGCGGCACUACCCGUAUGACGUCGGCGCGAUCGUCGCUCGGUCGUGGCUGACGGACGCGGCGGCGGCGGUGGCGGACGAGAGGAUCAUGGCGGACGUCAUGGUCGAGCUGAUCGACCUCGGGCUCGUGUGCACGCAGCACUCGCCGACGGCAAGGCCGACCAUGGUGGAGGUGUGCCACGAGAUCGCUCUCCUCAAGGAAAACCUCGCCAAGCAUCGGGGCGCGGCAUCGGUGACGAUGACGGCUAGCGAGCGAGCAAAAGCUGGCGGAAGAUACGAGCAAGUGCCCAAAAAAAUGACCGUUAGCUCUCCUUCCCCACACGACCCCGUGGCGACUGCAACGGCGACGGCCUCCCCUCGUCGGCCGCUGCCCGUUCCGUCACCCUCCUCCCCCUCCCCCAACCCAGAAUUCUCUGGGCGCCUGCCGCGUGGCCACUCCGGCUCCCGGCAGCCACCAAAAAGCCUUUUUUUCCCCGCCGCAUCAGCCCACCGAGAUCAUCUAGAUCUAUCCUUCUCCCGCAGCCCGGACCCGGCUUCAGGCGCAUCCGCGUGCGACCCUGGUUGCGGAUGGGGUCCCAGGCUUGGUCGUUGCUUGCAGCAGGAGGAGCUAUCCGAUGACGCACUGCAGCAAGAGCUAUAUGCUGCUCGCAUCCCCGCCGAUCUAAAGGGGAAAUCGCCGUUACUCCCUCCUCCCCCUGCGAUGCGGCAACAACGCAGCUCAGUGGUGGCUGUUCCUCCACAUUCCAGCUUCAAUGCUCGUGAUGCCCCUAUGCACCUCGAGCCCCCUGCUGCUUUGGAUGUUGGUCCGUCAGGCUCACAUGCUGCGAAGGCAUCUGAUGGUAUGGAUGAUUCCCUGGGCUGGGUGAAGGUCAAGUCGAGAUUUUGGCGGAGAUCAGUUAAUGCCAAGAAUUCAAGGCGCCAGCCACCUGCCUCUUCUUCCGGCUUAAAUGCCAUGGCAAUCCUGUCUUUGUUCAAGAAGAAAUCAAGUGGGAGAUGCUUCAGAUGUUUAGCGUCAGACCACAAGUUUGCAGAUUGCAGAGACCCACCUCGCUGCAUCCUGCGCUCUGCUUCUGGCCAUCGUUCGAGCUGGUGUCCCUCCAAGAAGAAGCCUGCUAGGCACCGCGCGGCCAGGACGGCCAGCUGGCGCCACAUCGAGCCGAUGCGGAAAGCGCCAAUUCAGCAGGCCCCUGCCCUACCCCUCAACUCGGUGGCUUUCCGUCCUCUGCCACGACGCUUGGAGAACCACAUCCCCGGUGUGGCACAUCACCAUCCGGAACCAGUCCGAAGGUGCAUCCCUUUCUCGAAGUCCACAGAGUGUUCCGAACGCUCCCUUAUGUGGCAUGUUGCGGGGCCUACUCAGCACCGCAGUCAGCGCGUCGACGAUCGCGUUUUCUACCACAACCAACGUCGCCGUGGUGAUCAGGGGCGGAUCCACAGGGUCACCGGGUGGGCUAGGGCACAGAAAAAAAGAAAUUAG
Molecule: messenger RNA, 4327 nt
Organism: Phragmites australis (common reed)
Lineage: Eukaryota; Viridiplantae; Streptophyta; Magnoliopsida; Poales; Poaceae
Product: putative leucine-rich repeat receptor-like serine/threonine-protein kinase At2g24130
Exons: 2
Coding region: 38-4327 (1429 amino acids)
Biological process (GO): protein phosphorylation
Molecular function (GO): ATP binding; protein binding; protein kinase activity
Source: RefSeq, a predicted model, not a curated record